UGUUUCUCUGGCAGGGAGCUGGGGCUCAUCAGGAAGCGCACUCUAUCCUCCAGCUCACAUGCACACACACUGUCUGCUUCAAAUCAGCUGUUCUCAUAUCUGAUCAUCAUUGACUUUGAGUCGACAUGCUGGAGGGAGAAGACCAACCAUGGACAAGAGAUCAUUGAGUUUCCCGCUGUACUGAUGAACACACACACCGGACAGAUCGAGUCUGAGUUCCACUCGUACGUGCAGCCGCAGGAACACCCGGUUCUCUCCUCCUUCUGUACAGAACUCACCGGCAUUACACAGGAGCAGGUAGAGGCGGGGCUUCCUCUGCAGAUCUGCCUGUCCAGGUUUACACGCUGGGUUCAGACGCUGCAGCAGGAGAGAGGCGUAGUGUUCCUGAGAGAUCACACACAGACACACACAGCUGUGUCGGGGAAACACUGCGCCUUCCUCACCUGGUCAGAUUGGGAUCUCGGUGUGUGUUUGCAGUACGAGUGUAAACGCAAGCAGAUCAGUAAACCUGAGGUUCUGAAUAGCUGGAUAGAUCUUCGAGCUACAUAUAGGAUGUUCUACCACCGUAAACCCAAAGGGCUUAACGGAGCUCUGCAGGACCUGGGCAUCGAGUUCUCCGGGCGAGAACACUCCGGUCUGGACGAUGCCCGGAACACGGCCCGAUUGGCCUGGCGCAUGAUCAGGGAUGGCUGCAUGAUGAAAAUAACGAAAUCUGUGAGCAGGGCACCGCUGAAGUCCGGAGCACCGGUGCGAGGUGUGUGUGCUGAUGGACGUGUGUGUAACGAGAGGAAAGAGAAGCGGCCGACACACACCGGCGACACACACACAGGGUUACACACCGUGACAUCAUCACGCACGAGUGUGUGUCAGAGUCUGGUACCUCUGCGCACCGUCCUGUCCUCUAUCACCACCCCACUGCACACACUGUCCGUCACACACGCGUCACGCCCGGACACGUCCGUCACACACGCGUCACGCCCGGACACGUCCGUCACACACGCGUCACGCCCGGAGACGUCUGUCACACACGCGUCACGCUCGGACACGCCCGUCACACACGCGUCACGCCCGGACACGCCCGUCACACACGCGUCACGCCCGGACACGCCCGUCACACACGCGUCACGCCCGGACACGCCCGUCACACACGCGUCACGCCCGGACACGCCCGUCACACACGCGUCACGCCCGGAGACGCCCGUCACACACGCGUCACGCCCGGAGACGCCCGUCACACACGCGUCACGCCCGGACACGCUGGUGUCUGAUUGGCCGGAGGAGUUUGUGUUGACCGAAUUUGGGGAGUCCGGUUCCUAUGACGACGUGGUAUUAGAGGACAUCUCUGGAAACAUGCCCCAAGACUCCGCCUCUCCUAUGUGUAAGACAAAGCCACGCCCACUUAACCCCAACCCCCCUUGUUCCUUUAAAGACCCAAUCAGAUCUCUGAAAGGACUUGGCACAAGAACUCCCACAAUCCCUUUCUCCAUAUACAAUGACCAAUCGCAUCAAUCCUCCUCCUCCUCUUCUUCUUCAGUGUUCCGUGUUCCUUCCUCCGUUCUAUCAUUAACACUCAACCAAUCAGCUCGGCCCUCUGUCUCUAUCAACCAAUCAGCUCGGCCCUCUGUCUCUAUCAACCAAUCAGCUCGGCCCUCUGUCUCUAUCAACCAAUCAGCUUGCUCCUCUAUCCCUAUAAACCAGUCAAAGCUCUCCUCUGUCUCUGUCAACCAAUCACUUGAUUCCAUUUCUCUCAACCAAUCAGCUCUCUCCUAUAUUUCUGUGAACCAACCCGCUCACUCGUCUUUUUCUAGCAACCGAACCCGCCCUUCUUGCUCUGUUAACCAAUCAUCACUCUCCUCCUCCUCUAAGCAGUUGCCCCUCCCACCUCCAAGGGGCAGGGCUAAGGACACAUCCUCUUUCACCAACAAAUCAGUUCUCUCUUCCUUCUCUCUCAACCAGUCAGCUGUUUCCUCUGUCUGCAUCAACCAAUCAGGUCUUUCUCUACUCUCUGCCAACCAAUCAGCUUUCUCCACUUCCUCCUCUAAGCGGUUGCCCCUCCCACCUCUGAGGGGUGGGGUUAAGAUCACAUCUCCUCUGUGUGAUUGUGGCCGGCGGUCGAGGAGGUUGACGGUGUGUAAUGGUGGACCGAACCAUGGCCGGGCCUUCUACACCUGUGCAGGUAGGAGGAGCUCAGGCCCCGCCCCUCGCUACUCCACCCAUACAGGCUCCGCCUCUCGUAACAAUGGGUGUGGCUUCUUUAAGUGGGAGUCGGCUCUGAUUAAAUCUUCAGCUGUGAGCGGAAACACUUCAGCGCUGAGCUUCAACCUGAGAACAGCAGCUUCCAGAAACUUUCGAUAAAGUCCUGUUUGUCUCACUCUAAACCUGUCUCACUGUCUCACUCUAAACCUGUCUCAC
Messenger RNA from Pangasianodon hypophthalmus (striped catfish), 2412 nucleotides. RefSeq names its product ERI1 exoribonuclease family member 2 (gene eri2). The record is from RefSeq and is a predicted model, not a curated record. NCBI's taxonomy places the organism in Eukaryota, Metazoa, Chordata, Actinopteri, Siluriformes, Pangasiidae. The annotation marks the transcript as partial. The transcript has 8 exons. Gene Ontology annotation, biological process: exonucleolytic trimming to generate mature 3'-end of 5.8S rRNA from tricistronic rRNA transcript (SSU-rRNA, 5.8S rRNA, LSU-rRNA). Gene Ontology annotation, molecular function: nucleic acid binding; zinc ion binding; 3'-5'-RNA exonuclease activity.